GAGAACGCUUUUAUGAUGGAUAACGGAGGAUUUGGAGAAAGUUCAAGAUGGACAAAUACACAUAAUCUUCCAUUUCACCAUGAUCCACAACAUCCUGAUAACUAUGGGCCUCAACAUGGUCAACAGCAACCGAAAUUACAGCAACCACAAUUGCCUGAAUUUCAAUCUUCCGAACCUCUUAUUAAGGUCGAGAAUUCUGAAGAACAUCAUAUAACUGAUUGCUCUCCAAAAAAGUCACCUUCACUGUCAACGAAUAAUGAUUGUGGACAAAAUAAUCAAUCUCACGAUUGUCAACUUUUUCCAAUUUCCAAGAAAGAGGAAGAGAUUGUGGAGGCAACAAUGGAAAGAGAACGAGUAACUACAUUAAAUAUUAAGGCUGAAAAAACUUGCACAGACUCAGCUUUUAAGAAAUAUAAGGAAUUGCUUUUGGGGGGGCUGGAUCGUCCAGUGUUUAUUAGAGAGGCAGAUGCACCAAACCUUUCUGAACUCCAAAGAGUCGUUCUGGAGUUGCUGUUUAUUUAG
Acaulospora morrowiae is the source of this 522-nucleotide messenger RNA. The record is from the annotation of a GenBank genome assembly. Lineage: Eukaryota; Fungi; Glomeromycota; Glomeromycetes; Diversisporales; Acaulosporaceae.